AUGGAAGAAUCAGAGGCUUUGGAGUCAGAGAGGCCCAGGAGUGAAAUCGUUCUCUACCCUUCUCUGUUCCAUGCCCUUUGCAACAUAUCUUUGGGUUCUUUAACUCCUGGAGGAGCAAUGCAGCCCCAAGUUGGAAUGUCAGGGGUUGGCCCAGUGCCUUUAGAGAGAGGACAAGUACAGAUGUCAGACCCGAGAGCUCCUAUACCUCGUGGACCCAUGACUGCUGGUGGCCUGCCUCCUCGAGGACUGUUAGGAGAUGCUCCAAAUGACCCACAUGGAGGGACUUUGCUUUCAGUCACUGGAGAAGUAGAGCCUCGAGGUUAUCUGGGCCCACCCCAUCAGGGUCCCCCCAUGCAUCAUGCUUCUGGUCAUGAUAGCCAUGGCCCUUCCUCACAUGAGAUGAGAGGAGGGCCAUUAGCAGAUCCCAGGCUGCUAAUUGGAGAGCCCAGGGGACCCAUGAUUGAUCAAAGGGGACUCCCUAUGGAUGGUAGAGGCAGUACAGACUCUCGAGGGAAGGAGACCCGAGCCAUGGAAACUGAGGUCUUGGAGACACGAGUAAUGGAGAGAAGAGGAAUGGAGACCUGUGCGAAGGAAACCAGAAGGAUGGAAGCAAGAGGCAUCAAUGCAAGAGGAUUGGAGAUGAGGGGCCCUGGCCCCAGUUCCAGAGGCCCUAUGACUGGCGCAAUCCAGGGUCCUGGUCCCAUUAAUAUAGGAGCAGGUGGUCCUCAGGGACCCAGACAGGUCCCGAGCAUUUCAGGGGUGGGGAAUCCUGGAGCUGGCAUACAGGGGGCAGGCAUACAAGGAGGAGGAAUGCAGGGAGCAGGCAUACAAGGAGGAGCAAUGCAGGGAGCAGGCAUACAAGGAGGAGGAAUGCAGGGAGCAGGUAUACAAGGAGGAGGAAUGCAGGGAGCAGGUAUACAAGGAGGAGGAAUGCAGGGAGCAGCAAUGCAGGGAGCAGGCAUACAAGGAGUGGGCAUGCAGGGGGCAAGUAAGCAAGGUGGAGGCCAACCUAGCAGUUUUAGUCCUGGGCAGAGCCAGGUAUCUCCACAGGAUCAAGAAAAGGCAGCUUUGAUCAUGCAGGUUCUUCAGCUGACUGCAGAUCAGAUUGCCAUGCUGCCUCCUGAGCAAAGGCAGAGUAUCCUCAUUUUAAAGGAGCAAAUCCAGAAAUCCACUGGAGCUUCUUAAAAGGUUAUAGAAUAUAUUUGGUUUUAGUCUCAGAAAUUUCAUUCUGUAGCAUGAAGAAUGGUUGCAAAAGGUGAUUCUGUGUCCCAUACUUGAAUUGUUAGGGUUUCCCUCCUCCUAGAAUUUAAUCUUAUUUCUCAUUGUCUUAUUUCUUUGUUUUUUUUUUUUUAUUUUUUAUUGAGGGUGGGGGGAGGAUAAAGUGGGUCUGUUCACUUUAAGUCAUUAUAUAUAGGCAAAAAUAGCUCUGAACAUGAUUAUAUUACAACAUUUAAGAUUACAAAAUAUGCAGCAAUA
Nycticebus coucang (slow loris) is the source of this 1476-nucleotide messenger RNA. RefSeq names its product cleavage stimulation factor subunit 2 tau variant-like. NCBI's taxonomy places the organism in Eukaryota, Metazoa, Chordata, Mammalia, Primates, Lorisidae. The record is from RefSeq and is a predicted model, not a curated record. The coding region runs from base 1 to 1185 and encodes 394 amino acids. Gene Ontology annotation, biological process: mRNA 3'-end processing. The transcript has 3 exons.